This is a messenger RNA of Cervus elaphus (red deer), 2959 nucleotides long. RefSeq names its product membrane associated ring-CH-type finger 10 (gene MARCHF10). Lineage: Eukaryota; Metazoa; Chordata; Mammalia; Artiodactyla; Cervidae. Gene Ontology annotation, molecular function: zinc ion binding. The record is from RefSeq and is a predicted model, not a curated record. The transcript has 11 exons. Bases 133 to 2580 code for a protein of 815 amino acids.
AGCACCGGGACAGCCCCGCGCGAUUGAUGGGCGGCUCCUCCGCCCUGGACCGGCCCGCCUGCCCCGCCCCUCGGCCCCUUUAGCCCCUUGCAGGCGGAGAGGACUGACCCGCAAGGUCGGCGAUCAAGAAUCAUGUUACAUGAAGCAAAGGAGAGGCAGAAGUUCGUCAGUGAUAUUCAGUAUCUGCGGGACAUGCAGCACAAAGUGGACUCAGAAUACCAGGCUUGUCUAAGACGACAGGAAUACAAAAGAGACCCAAAUGAGAAGAAACGAGAUCAAUUUUGGGGGCAAGAGACAAAUUUCGAGAGAUCCCGGUUUUCAAGCGGGUCAUCUUCCAAACAGAGUUCUGGUGAUGAGGAUGCUCAAGCCGAACCAAGAUUAUCUGCCACGAGUUCUGCUUGUAAGACCGAUUCUAGACUUCCAGCAAUUGACCAAACCUCAGUCAAGCAGAAACAUAAGAGUACCAUGACUCCCAAGAAAUCAGAGAAAGCGGGCCCCAGCAAACCCCCUCCAGCAGCCCAGGCACCACAGAUUUUAUCAAGGAAGAGGAGGCCAAACCUGGGGAGACUGACAGUCAGCCCAGAGAUGCAGAGCCCACGAUUGUCUGGGAACAAAAGCAGACAGAAACUGCAGCGGCCUGGGAAGGUACCUACCCUCGGGGGAAUAGAUCCAAUAGUUCAACAAGAACACCCAACAUGGGCAAGUGACACCAAGCUGAAGAGGCCAACACGAGAGAGAAGAAACUUGGUCCCAUCCUCACAAGUAAUAAUGGUGAUGGAAAACACCCCCACUGAGGGAGCCAGAAAAGGAGACCCAAGCGUGCUCUCCCAGAGCGAGCCACACCCAGCCCUACCCCAGGCCUUCCAAGGAACACACAGUCCCCAAGAAUUGAGCGAGUCCUUGGGGAUACCACUUGCAGCCAGCACCCUGAGAGGGCCGAGAAGAACCACGUUUCGGUUCCGAGAUGAAGACUUCUAUUCCAUUUUAUCCUCAAACCCUGGAGGAGAAAAUGAUGACACAGAAGAGGAAACCCACGUGGAGGAAGCACUUUUGAUGGCUGGCAUGCACCUGCCCCGUUCUCCUUCCAGUUAUAAGAGAAGUAGAUUCCUUGGGACACUGGCCACUCAGGCCAAAAAUAAAAAUUCUGAAGAAAAUCCUGCACACUGCAGAGCGAAUUCUAUAAGGAGGAGUGAGGCCAGCCAUGGCUCCUUAAGAAUUAGCAAUGCAGUGGAGCCAGUGACAGAGCAAUCUUCUGUCAGGCAAAGGAUAUCUCAAAACCCUGGGUUGUCUGAUGGGGGAUCUAUUAAAAGGAAAGACAGCAGUGACAGUGAAAGUGAGAAAAAGGCCUCUUAUUCAUGGGACACCCAAUCCGAACCCAGCCUGGAGGAUGACAUCAAUGCUGAAAAUGUAUCCUAUGAUGGUAUCUCUAUGGAAGAGAGGCCUUGGACCCAUGCUUAUGAAAGAGACUGGCAAGCCUGUUUAAGUGAGUCUAGUAACCCUCUUGAUUCUUUCCUUGCUGGUAGACCGACAGCUCCAAGAUCAUCAAUGAAUUUGUCCCAUAACAUGCCUGGAUCAGUCACACAUUUCACUCUGAGAGAUGAUACUCUGGCAGACCUGCCCCCACCAUCUACCUUAGUUCCCAGUUCAGACUCGGAGGGAAGUUCCAGGUUUGGUCAACCACUGUCCUCCAUUAGAAACAGGAAUCUACUUGCUGGUGCUGAAAAUUGCAGUUAUUUUCCAGUAGAUAGCACACAUGAACUUGAUGUCAGGGCAGCAGAAGAUGUUACUUCAACAAGCCCAUCUCAGGAGGCUCCAUUAUAUACAGACAAUCUCUUGCCGAAUCCUCAGGGUAACUUGUCCUUGAUGGAGUCUUCCAGCUCCUCCCCAUCAGGAAUGAAUGUACAAGGCCACUUGCAUGUGGCGCGGUCUCUGCAAGAAAAUAUACCUUUUACGUUCUUUGCAGUGUCUGAGUUCCCAAACCAAAAUGAGAAUGGGAGCAGAAUGGAGUUCCCUGGCUUUUCCAAUGUAAAGGGAACCCCUAAAAUGAAGACGGAUCCUGAGAAACUCAAGAAAAUACAAGAAAGUCUCCUGGAGGAGGAUUCCGAGGAGGAGGGAGACUUGUGUCGCAUCUGUCAGAUAGCCGGGGGUUCCCUCACCAACCCUCUCCUGGAGCCAUGCGGCUGUGUGGGAAGCCUGCAGUUUGUUCAUCAGGAGUGCCUGAAAAAAUGGCUGAAAGUGAAAAUAACAUCAGGAGCAGAUCUUGGUGCUGUAAAGACCUGUGAGAUGUGUAAGCAAAGCCUACUGGUCAACCUGGAUGAUUUCAACGUGACUGAGUUCUACCAGAAGCACCAGCAGUCCCGGGUACAAAAUGAGCUGAUGAAUUCAGGCUUGUACCUGGUGCUGCUGCUUCAUCUCUAUGAACAGAGGUUUGCAGAACUCAUGAGACUCAACCACAACCGGGUCACUAGAGAGAGGUUGUCAAGAAACUACCCACAACCCAGGCCGGAAGAAAAUGAAAGUUCCGAGCUGGGAGAUGGGAGUGACAGCAGCAUUUGUGAAGGCAGCAGCCGAGUUGUCUAGCAAGGGAGCUGGCCCUGGAGCUGGCGGGGCAGAAGCCUUCCUCCUGGCCGCCCUUCCUCCGUGCCCACAAGCCUCCCUUCCUCCUCCUCGCCACUGAAACCGAAACCCACGUUCCCAGUUAUCUUUUUCACCUUCUGCCACUCUCUUUUUGGGGUCUGGCUCGAGCAUCCACAGACAGCAACAGCGAUCCGCUCAGUCCCAGGCCUGGGCUUGCUGAGCCCCCACCGGCUACCCAGCUGCUGCCCUUCCACCCAGAAGUCCAAGGGGACCCAUUGGCCCUAGUGGGUGGGCCCCAUGGCCUGGGGUCCCUCUGCGGAGGGCGCCCCUUCAGGUCUCACUCCACCCUGAGUGGAAUCAGUAAACUGACGUUAUUCACCCA